This is a messenger RNA of Bradysia coprophila, 909 nucleotides long. RefSeq lists its product as uncharacterized. The record is from RefSeq and is a predicted model, not a curated record. NCBI's taxonomy places the organism in Eukaryota, Metazoa, Arthropoda, Insecta, Diptera, Sciaridae.
CCACAAUAUUUAAGUACAACAGAUAACGUAUCAGACAGUUGUUUGGAAAGUGAGCUGUUUCUUACUAAUUCAACUUAAAAAUGCAAAAAUUCGAGAGAAUAUUUGGAACUACCAAGACUAGAGUGAUUGGCAUGAUACAUGCAAAUGCAUUACCAGGUACCCCGAAUUACAAAAACGAUUUCAAUCAAACUAUUGAAAAGGUGAGACAUGAAGCUCAUAUCUACAAGAAGCAUAAUGUUCAUGGAAUACUUUUAGAAAACAUGCACGACAUUCCGUACAUUCAACAAGACAAACAAUUCAAUGCUGAAACAACAGCUUGUAUGACACGUCUAUCAAUGGAAAUAAAAUCAAUUAUACCCGACCGAACACCGUGUGGAAUCCAAGUUUUAGCGUGUGGAAAUCAGCAAGCAUUGGCCAUUGCCAAAGCAACAAAUUUCCAGUUCAUUCGAGUGGAAGGUUUCGUCUUUUCACAUAUUGCUGACGAAGGGUUCACAAAUGCAAACGCCGGUGAAUUGUUACGAUACCGCAAGAACAUUGACGCUGAAGAUGUGCUGGUGUUCACCGAUGUGAAAAAGAAGCACAGCUCGCAUUCGAUAACAGAGGACAUUUCGUUGCCGGAAACAGUCAAAGCAGCUGAAUUCUUUCUUAGUGACGGAGUCAUUUUGACCGGUUCUGCGACUGGUCAUGCUGCGAAUCCCAAAGACUUAGAUGCGGUGUAUGGUCACACCAAGGUACCGAUACUAAUCGGAUCGGGAGUUACCGAAGAAAACGUGGAGAAAUAUGUUCAGAAAGCGAAUGGUUUGAUAAUUGGAUCAUAUUUCAAGAAUGGUGGGGAUUGGAUGAAUGAUUUGUCAGAUAAUCGAGUGGAACAUUUUAUGAAUAAAGUUAACGGAUUGAUUCAUGGAUGAA